Messenger RNA from Pangasianodon hypophthalmus (striped catfish), 4797 nucleotides. RefSeq names its product protein phosphatase 2, regulatory subunit B, beta b (gene ppp2r2bb). Gene Ontology annotation, cellular component: cytosol; protein phosphatase type 2A complex. Gene Ontology annotation, biological process: peptidyl-serine dephosphorylation. The record is from RefSeq and is a predicted model, not a curated record. Gene Ontology annotation, molecular function: protein phosphatase regulator activity; protein binding. The coding region runs from base 2952 to 4253 and encodes 433 amino acids. The transcript is spliced from 9 exons. NCBI's taxonomy places the organism in Eukaryota, Metazoa, Chordata, Actinopteri, Siluriformes, Pangasiidae.
GAAAUUUUGCUGAACCCUGGCAACCGUGGAUAAUGCUAUUCCCUCUUCUGUGUGCACCUCACUGUCGACGGAAAGUGUGUGUGUGUGUGUGUGGGUGGGGGUGUGUGUGUGUUUUCACAUGUCUGGAUGUAAGUGCCAGACUGUCUGUGAUCACAGGACAAAGUAGCAGUGCUUCUGCUCUCGUCAGAUUGGUUCAAUUAAUUAGCUUCUCCCAUUCAGUUGCUCCCAUAUGUAAUGUGUUAAUAACGACAGGGAAACCCCAGUUUUCAGAUUUGGCUGCCUCCUUUUAAGAGGAGAUGGCAGCCUCACUUGAUUAACCCACUGACCAUUAUAGGCUACAAAAGACGCUGUCACAAUCCAAGUGGAUGCAUAAAGGACAUUGGUUUCUCAUUUUUACAGACUGCAUGCAAGUUUUCCAUCCACCAGCUUUCUAUCUCCUUGCAUGUGUAAUUGUGUUCAGUUUGCCAUAUUACCAGGCUGGGUUUUUUGUGCUUUCUGUUACUGAUAACGAUGAAAAAUGCUUUGAGAAGGAGUCAGAAAAUUGGAUUCUCCUAGGGCCUAAUUAGGUCAGCAUGUUUCACAUCUCCGAGAAACUGAAUUUGAAAUUCAGAUUCCACAAGGAAUGAGAAUAUGAUUUAGAUGUAAUUAUUUGUGCCCCAGUACACCUCUUUGUGAUACACCCUAUGAUGCAUUGUGCAUGAUAUGAUUGUUUGACAUGUUGACAGAGCAGCACAUUGAGUGCAGUUAUUAUGGGGCUCUUUGUGUGUGUAUGCGUGCUCAAGGUACAAAGCAUUCUAAUGAAAGCUCCACUGGGAGAACACAUCUGUGGCAACACUGAUGGGUCACACAAAGUCCUCUAUUCUUGUCUUUUUCAAACCUAUAUGAACACAAUAAUCUGAUCUUUUUAAAAAGAUUUGGGUCAUAUGUUGGUUAUAUGUUCUUAGUUGGACACAUAUUUGAUACAAGCCCAUGCAUGCCACUGUCAGAUUGAAAUUCAUCUGCUGGAUCCUCUCCUCUACCCACAUAGAGAUGGCAGUAGCUGAUAAAAUCCUAAACUAAAGCUAUGCAUCUGUUUUUGUUUUUUUUUGCUGCCAUCUCUUCUGGAUCAUGAGCAACCACUGAAGCAUAAAUAUCUUUGUGGUGAAUCUGCUGAUUCAUUCAUUUUAUCACUACUGUUGCAAUGAAGGAUUGUCUCUUAAAUAUGCUUUUGUUAUUGUCUUGACACAUGUAAAUUUCUGUCCUUUCAGACCAGGACAUCUGAUUCUAAUAAUAAUGAGAGAUGUGAGUUGCUUACACGCAUGUGAACCAUCAAAGGUAGAAAGAUGGGAUCUGAGCAAGAAAUAAGAAUGGAGUAAUGGAGUAAAGCUUGUAAUGGCAUUGCAGGUCUACUUAAACUGAGAAAGCCUCAAUGGGUUAUUAUGUGGCCCAGCUUGUCUGAGAGCUAAAUGUGUUAAGUAGCUUAUCACAGUUUGUGUGAAUGAUACAGUGAGAGAGAUAUAAGGUAGGGUUUCAAUAACAACACAAUAAGUAUUUGUACUAGAGAAUCAAAAGCCCUUACGUAAGUAAAUGUUUCCUUAUAUUAUGAAACAAGCCUUUAACCAUGCACACAAUGGCUCAUUUACCAUCAGGGGCCAUUAGGUAAGAGCACCAUUAAACAACUGUACCACUGUAAGCAUAGUACUUCAGUCUGAGUCCAAUUGUUCUAUUUUAGUGUUUCUUACAUAAGAGGGUACAGAGUCACUUCAUAGCCACUAGACACUAGUAACUGUAGUGCAAGCACCACACUUAUGGGAGGUUCUCCCCAACUAUUGUGUAUAUACUGUAUUCUAGGCUCUUCCCUGACCUGACUUUAUACUGGUUUUGUCUGACAUUUUGUCUGACGUGUUUUACAAGUUUAUGACAAUAACACAAUCCAAUUUAAUGAGACAGACUGAGUUGCAUGUCUCAGAAUCUGAGUUGGAUUGGAUUUGGAACAACAUACAAAUAUGGUUUGCAUCUGACUGUAUUUUUUUUGUCUGUUUAGAAUGCAGCAAUUCUUUCCUGCUCAAAUCAGAUAUGCUGAAAAUUAAGAUUUGAUUUGUGUGAGCAUAUGGGUUGUAUGUUGCAUUUUUGUUGAACAGUUUGCUUAAAUAACAUCCUUUCUACCCUGGACAUUCGGGAAAUGAAAAGUUUUUUAUUCUGUUGACUGACAGCUUACAGACUGAACUUUUCAUAUGGUUACAUCUGUUGGCCUCAGUACAAUUAAUAAAUUAGAAAAGUUAUAUAAGGUCUGUGCCCAAUUCCAAAACAUCAACAUAACCUCAGUAAAAGCUUAUUUUUGUCCAAAGUGUAAAUACUUCUGCCCCUUCUUGUCGAGGCUAUUGCUAGAUGUGGCUUAAUAGUGUGUGCCAGUAUUGAAAAUCCUGCUGCUGACUGAAUUGAGUGUUAAUUCUCUAAAUUUUGUGGCUCCUGUUCAAAUCUCAAGAACAAAAUCUGUGGAAGAUUCACAUAAAGCCUUUCCUCUACAGUCCAGAAAGGGUUGUCAUGGAAACUGUGCACUUAAAUUCUCCACUGAGACGAUAGAAAAGCACAUGAAGGUGUGUUGAGGGGUGAAAAACAACAAUCUAGUGCUUCCUUUUUCUACUAUUCUCUUUCUUUCAGUACACUAUGAAGAGUUUCUGAAGAAACAAAGGGAUUAUUCACAAACCACCUCUUUUUGCCUUUGCCUUGAAUUCAAGCUAAUGAUGGACAGGAGACUACUUUCAGAGCUCUGGGGAUACUAUGAGAAUGUGAGGAGAGAGCUGAUUAGAUGCAAGGUGAUACACUGCUGAUACCAAAGUAGCCAAUAGUGAAGAGACGAUAGAGGGAGAGCAAAAGAGAUAGAGAAGGCAUCUAGCAUAGCCGAGACAGUGCCUUUUCUUUUCUAGAGAAGGACUGCAUAGCAACAGUGCAUCUCAAAAUCAGAGAAACAGAUGCAUCUGCUUGAAGAGGACCAUCAGAGAUGUGACAAAGCUGACAUCAUAUCCACUGUUGAGUUCAACUCCACUGGGGAGCUCCUUGCCACAGGGGACAAAGGAGGUCGAGUGGUGGUGUUCCAGAGAGAGCAGGAGAGUAAGAACCAGCCACAUCGACGAGGGGAGUACAACGUUUACAGCACUUUUCAGAGCCAUGAGCCUGAGUUCGACUACCUGAAAAGCUUGGAAAUUGAGGAAAAGAUCAACAAGAUCCGCUGGCUGCCUCAGCAGAAUGCUGCCUACUUCCUCCUCUCCACCAAUGAUAAAACUGUCAAGUUGUGGAAAAUCAGUGAGAGAGACAAGCGACCAGAGGGUUAUAACCUGAAGGAUGACGACGGUAGGGUGCGGGACCCCACCACCAUCACAGCGCUGAGGGUGCCAGUGUUGAUGCCCAUGGACCUGAUGGUGGAGGCUACACCUCGGCGAGUGUUCUCCAAUGCACACACCUAUCACAUCAACUCUAUUUCAGUGAACAGUGACAACGAAACGUAUAUGUCAACAGAUGAUCUUAGGAUCAACCUGUGGAACCUGGAAAUCACUAACAGAAGUUUCAACAUUGUAGAUAUAAAGCCAGCCAACAUGGAAGAACUCACUGAAGUGAUCACAGCAGCAGAGUUUCAUCCCAACCAGUGCAACACGUUUAUCUAUAGCAGUAGCAAGGGUUCCAUACGACUGUGUGACAUGAGAGCAGCUGCACUCUGUGACAACCACUGCAAAUUCUUUGAGGAACCAGAGGACCCCAGUAAUCGCUCCUUCUUCUCUGAGAUUAUUUCCUCCAUCUCUGAUGUGAAGUUCAGCCACAGUGGCCGUUAUCUAAUGACCCGCGACUACCUUACUGUUAAAGUAUGGGAUCUUAACAUGGAGAGCAAACCUCUGGAGACCUAUCAGGUCCAUGACUACCUGAGAAGUAAACUGUGCUCCCUCUAUGAGAAUGACUGUAUCUUUGACAAGUUUGAAUGUGUGUGGAAUGGAACAGACAGUGUCCUGAUGACUGGAUCCUACAAUAACUUCUUCCGCAUGUUCGAUCGUAACACCAAGCGAGAUGUGACACUGGAGGCAUCCAGGGAAAACAGCAAACCUCGGGCCAUCCUAAAGCCACGCAAGGUGUGUGUGGGUGGCAAGCGGCGUAAAGAUGAGAUCAGCGUAGACAGCUUAGACUUCAGUAAGAAGAUUCUUCACACAGCCUGGCACCCAUCAGAGAAUAUCAUCGCUGUGGCCGCCACCAACAACCUCUACAUUUUCCAGGACAAAGUCAACUAGCAUGUAGCGCUCAAGUUCUCCAUCACAGAGACUGAAUCUGAUCCUUAAGGAAAGUGGCAGAUUUGCUGCUUCUGGCUUUUGAUUCGAAGGAGAACGUCUGGUUGAGCUUUUUGUUGAGCAAAUAGUACCCACUGCACUCAAUUAUAUGCACUGUUCAUUUCAGGUUGCCAGAAUGAAAAGAUGGCUGCUGCCUGCUCCAUUUCUUUCCAUUUCCAAACCCCCUUGUUCUCCCGCACUGUAGUUCAAUAUGGACAGCAAUAAAAUGGACAUUCAAUUUUGCUGCAAAAUCAGAACUGAUCGCUCUCAGCCCCACAUGUCUGACAAACUCACAAGAUGCAGAUAUGGCUUAAUGUUGCCAGGCUGCAGUUACCUCUUUUCUUCAACUAUUUAUUCACCAUUUGACUUCAUGGAGGCAGAUGCAUAAUUUUGACAUGGGACUACAGUUCGGAUAGUGCGGCAUCUCAUUGGUUUAAGAUGGAAUUUAAAAAAAAAACAAAAAAAACUAUGUAGCAAUUUACUGCUUUUGUUCUAAUUUUCUAAAUAA